AAAAAAAACACACACAUUAAUUAACGGCGUCAGAGACAGUUAAAAGGCUCCGUUAAUCGUGUUCACUCUGUAACGAUUAUCCAACUGAAUUUCCCACCAUAAAGAUACUGCUCCUCUCUCUACUCUCUAACUCACUCUCUCUCUCUCUCUCGCUCCAUCUCUGCAAAUCCCAUUACACAGAACCCACAUUCUCUCUCUCUCUCUCUCUCUCUCUCAGUGGAUCAUUGUAAAAAUCUCAAAAGAAACCCAUCUAUCUCCACUGAUUCGCCAUUCAAGAACUUCAAGAAAACCGUUUCAAAUCACAAAAAUGGCGAAACCCACCUCUCUAUCUUCCCCAUUCCUAUCUUGCUUGAUGAUCUUCUCACUCUGUUCCAUAUCCAGAGCACAAUCACAAUCACAACAAAGUCCGAUCUAUCUUCAAUUCUCUCUCAACGCAACAGAGUUCCCAUCAGAAGAAUACUACGAUUACAUCAUCGUCGGUGGCGGCACCGCUGGGUGCCCAUUGGCGGCGACUCUGUCGCAGCAUUUUAGGGUUUUGGUGCUUGAACGAGGUGGUCUUCCAUAUGGAAACCCUAAUUUGAUGCGCGAAGAGGGUUUUCUCACCGCUCUCUCGGAGGUGGACAUCUACAACUCGCCGGCGCAACCAUUCACCUCCGAAGAUGGGGUUCCAAACACCAGAGGCAGAGUUCUUGGCGGAAGCAGCGCAAUCAAUGCUGGGUUUUAUAGCAGAGCCGAUCAAGAAUUUUAUAGAAUAUCGGGAAUGAAUUGGGAUUUGGGUUUGGUGAAUCAAUCAUAUGAAUGGGUUGAGAGGGCUAUUGUGUUUCGUCCAGAGCUCAAGAAUUGGCAAUCGGUGAUCCGAGACGGAUUAUUGGAAGCUGGUGUUUAUCCUUACAAUGGGUUUAGCUUAGAUCAUUCUUUGGGUACCAAGAUUGGUGGUUCUACCUUUGACACCACCGGUCACCGCCACAGUGCUGCUGAUCUUCUUAGUUACGCAAAACCAUCAAACAUUCGAGUCGCUGUUCACUCGAGCGUCGAGAGAAUUCUAUUAGCUUCUUCUUCGGCCUAUUCGGGGUCAAAACAAUCUGCAAUUGGGGUUGUUUAUCGCGACCAAGUUGGGCGAUACCACCACGCUAUGGUGAGGGAAAAGGGCGAAGUAUUGCUCUGCGCCGGUGCUCUUGGCAGCCCGCAGCUUCUGCUUUUGAGUGGCAUUGGCCCGAGGCCUUACCUCUCGUCUUGGGGAAUUCCGGUUGCUCAUCACUCGCCUUAUGUUGGGCAAUUCCUCUAUGACAACCCGCGAAAUGGGAUCUCAAUUGUGCCUCCAACUCCAUUGGAGCAUUCUCUUAUACAGGUUGUGGGCAUUACCAAUUCAGGGGCUUACCUCGAAGCUGCCUCGAAUAUCGUGCCUUUCUCUUCCCCAGCUCGCUCAGUUUUCAUUCACAACCCGUCUUCGCCGCUAUUUCUCACAGUUGCCACAAUCAUGGAAAAGAUUACUGGACCGUUAUCUACGGGUUCGCUCCGGUUGGCUUCAACCGAUGUUAGGCUCAACCCAAUUGUGCGGUUUAACUAUUUUAGUAAUCCGGGGGAUGUGGAGCGGUGUGUCAACGGUAUGCGGAGGAUUGGUGAUGUGCUGAGAAGCCGGUCCAUGGACGAAUUCAAGUUCCGGGAAUGGUUUGGUGACCAGGGUUUUAGAUUUGUGGGGCCUGCAUUGCCUGUUGAUCAGUCAAAUGAUGUGCUGAUGGGAGAGUUUUGUCGACGGACAGUGAGUACUAUCUGGCACUACCAUGGCGGCUGCCUGGUGGGAAAGGUGGUUGAUCGGCAUUUAAGGGUUAUCGGGAUUGAUGGUCUCCGAGUUGUUGACGGUUCGACAUUCACUACAUCUCCAGGGACCAAUCCACAGGCUACUGUUUUGAUGCUUGGGCGGUAUGUGGGUAUGAAGAUUAUCAAAGGGAGAAUGAAAUAGAAGCAGCUUUUCAUGCUUCUAAUCUGCUUGGUGGCAACUAGUGUUUCUCUUUUGCUUCCAUGUUUGUAAUUUUCUGUCAUAUGUACGUAUGUUUUUGAAGAUAAAGCAAAGGCACAUGCAGAAGUAUUGAGUUUUUUUCUUCUUUUUUUUUUCUGAAUUCAUUC
Camellia sinensis is the source of this 2124-nucleotide messenger RNA. RefSeq names its product Glucose-methanol-choline (GMC) oxidoreductase family protein. The record is from RefSeq and is a predicted model, not a curated record. Lineage: Eukaryota; Viridiplantae; Streptophyta; Magnoliopsida; Ericales; Theaceae. Gene Ontology annotation, molecular function: oxidoreductase activity, acting on CH-OH group of donors; flavin adenine dinucleotide binding.